CGCCUACUAGCAGGGAUUCACUGUAAACCUAUCGAUCUGCUGGAUCAUCUACCCCUUAACCAAAAUACCAUGCGGACUGUUUGAAGCCCUACUAUUCCCCAUCAAUCCACCAUGGCAUCUAUUUCCGUUGGGGAAAAUCAGCUGCAGAGGAUCAUCAGAGAUCUUCAUGAUGCUGUGGCUGAGCUUAGUAAGGAGCACAGGGAGACAGGAGAGCCCGUCACAGACGACAGCUCCAGCCUACAAAAGUUCUCCUACAAACUGGAGUACCUGCUGCAGUUUGACCAGAAAGAGAAGACAACUUUUCUCGGCAUCAGGAAAGACUACUGGGAUUAUUUCUGUGACUGUUUGGCAAAGUUAAAAGGAGCUAAUGACGGCAUCCGCUUUGUCAAGUCUAUCCCUGAGCUCAAAACCUCGCUGGGAAAAGGUCGAGCCUUCAUCCGCUACUCGUUGGUGCACCAGAGGUUAGCUGAUACCCUGCAGCAAUGUCUGAUGAACCACAAAGUCACCAGUGAGUGGUAUUACGCUCGCAGUCCGUUCCUGAAGUCUCAUCUGAGCAUUGACAUCAUCAACCACCUGUACGAGCUCAAUGAGAUCCAGUUCGAUGUGGCUUCCAGGGGUCACGAUCUAGACUCUGAUUGGCCCACAUUUGCCAGGAGGACGCUUGGGACAGGUGUGUCCACGUCGCACCUGUGGAGACCACCCAGUCGCUGCUCCAGUGUCAACAGCUUGGUCAGCAACUACUCACAGUCCCUACAUCAGCCUGCGGAGUUCCUCCCUGGGCCCGACUUCAGCCCGUGCCUGCUGGGGGAGCUGAGCGAGCUGGGUCACCUGUCCAGCUGCAGCGCGGCCGACGACCUGCGCGUGGAGCUCGACCAGUCGGAGCUGCGGCAGCAAGAGCUCCUGGAGCGCGUGCGCCUGCUCACCAAGGAGGCCGGCGACCUGCGCUCAGUCAUCCGCAGCCUCGAGGGCCAGUUGUCUGCCACGGGGAGCGCCGGGCAGAAGAAGCAGCAGCCGCAGUGUGGAGCCGGAGCGGUCAGCGGUCAACAGGAGGUCGCACAGAACCAGCAGGCGGAGGAGGCGAAAGCCAACGGGGAGUUUUCCAACCACGUCCAGGCCGACGACGCGUCCGACAGCGACCUGCAGGCCAAGCUGAGCGUCGCCGAGAAGAGGAACAUGGAGCUCCUGGCCAAGCUGGACGGGGCGCUGACCGAGAAGAGCCAGCAGGCGGCCAGCUACUGCGACUCGGCCUGGAAGAUCCAGGAGCUGCUGGCCAAGCUGAAGGAGGCGGAGGCGGAGCGUCUGGAGGCGCGGCGGCGGCUGGCGGCGGCCGAGGAGGAGCGGGCCGGAGCGCUGCGGCAGGCCGAGGAGCUGCGCGCGGCGGUGGGCCGCCUCCAGGGGUCGCUGUCGCUCAAGGAGCGCGAGACGGGCAACCUGCGCACGCAGCUGCAGGACCUGCAGGGGGCGCUGGAGGACAAGAACCAGAGCCUGAGGGACGAGGGGGUCAAGGGUCGCGACGGCCAGAGCGAGACUGCCGCCGCUGCCGCCGGGGUUAAGAAGGACCCCGCGGCCAAGAAGGUGGAGGACUACAAGGCCCAGUGCACCACGCUGAUGGAGCUCAACGCCAAGCUGCUGCAGACGGUCAAGCGCAACGAGGAGAGCACGCGCGAGCUGGCCCAGGCCCGGCAGGCGGCCGAGCGGGAGCUGAGCGCCCUGCGCGCCUCCGAGGCCCAGCUCCGCACCCGGCUGGAGGCGGCGCAGAUGCCCGCGGAGGAGCGCGAGAGGAAGCUGCUGGAGGAGAACCGGCGGCUGGAGGAGAGCGCCCAGCAGGCCCUGGCCCGGGCCGAGGAGGCCGAGGGGGAGGCGCGGAAGCUGGAGAGGGAGCGCGAGGAGCGCAGGGAGGAGCACGCCGAGGCCAGGGAGCGGCUGGCGUCGGCGCGGGAGGAGCUGAGCGCCCUCACGGCACGCACCGCCCGGCUGGAGGAGCGGCGCGCCACCUCCGAGGAGAAGCAGGAGCAGCUGCGGCGGCAGCUGGAGGAGGCGGAGAGCAGGAGCAGGAGCGGCGAGGAGGCAGGCGAGGGGGAGGCCGGGGCGGCGGCGGCGGUGGUGUCCAGGCUGGCCCUGGCCGAGGCCCAGCGGGAGCUGCAGGCGCGGGAGGCGCUGCGCCUCCAGGAGGAGGCGCAGGGGCUGCGCGCCCAGCUGCAGCAGAGCACGGAGGAGCGGCUGAAGACGCAGGCGCUGCAGGAGGUGACGGAGGCGUCGCGCGAGGACCUGCGCGCCCAGGCGCAGCAGCUCAAGGCCCAGGUGGAGGAGAUGAACCGCCGCCACGUGGACGAGCUGCUGCGGGGGCGCGAGCGCGAGGAGGCGCUGGCCGGCGAGCGGGAGCGGGAGGCCCAGGCCCUGCGGGAGGAGCGCGGCGCCCUGAAGCGGCGGCUGGACGCGCUGGCGGCGGAGAACGCGGAGGCGCGCGAGGCCCUGCACCGGGCCAACACCGAGACGGCCGAGCUGGGCGUGCACGUGUGCGCGCUCACCGGGCAGAACGAGGAGGCGCGGCGCCGCUGGGAGGCGCUCUCCGAGCGGCUACGGCAGAUGGAGGAGGAGGCGGCCGCCGAGGCGCGCGGACUCAACGCCAGCCUCAAGGCCCUGCGGGAGGAGAACGGCAGGCUGCAGGAGGAGCUGAGGCAGGCGCAGGCGCUCCCCGCCGGGCUGCAGGAGGAGCAGGGCAGCCUGGAGGAGACGCGCAGGAGGCUCCAGAGUCUGCAGGAGGAGAGCCAGAGGGAGAUCCAGGAGCUCAAGCUCCAGCUGAGCAGCGGCGGCGUGCAGCACGAGGCCAAGCUCCAGAGUGUUACAGAGGAGCUUGAGAGUGUCAAGUCCCAACUGGAGACUGCACAGCAGCAGGUUUCACUUCUCCAAGGCAAGCUGAAGGAAGUGGAGACAGUAAACCAGACCAACGGUCAGUCACUUGAGGAGGGAAACGCCCCCGUUGCCAACACCCAGAGUGUUCUUCAUCAGAAAGAGGAAGAAGUGAGGAAACUGAAAGGAGAUUUGUCCAAUGCGGAGGAGCAGCUGGCGUUGGCCCAGAAGGCCUGUCAGGACCUGAGUGAGAGCCUGCGCCGCACCACCGUGGAGAAGCAGACCAGCGAUCUCAAGACGUCGGCCGAGAUCGACGACCUGUACCGCACCAAGAGGAACCUGGAGGAGAGGCUCAUCGAGCUCAUCAGGGAUAAAGAUGCACUGUGGCAGAAGUCGGACGCGCUGGAGUUUGAGCAGAAGCUGCGUGAGGAGGAGCAGACGGACCGGGAGCUGAGCCACUGCCUGGGCUGCCACAGCCAGUUCAGCUGGUGGCUCCGCAAACACAACUGCAGGCUGUGUGGGCGGGCCUUCUGCUACUACUGCUGCAGCAACACGGUGAGCACGCAGCAGGGGGGCACGCGCGAGCGCUGCUGCAAGGACUGCUACACGCAGCACAGCGCCGUGGUGGAGCGCCACCCGCAGGAGGAGAUGGGCACGCCGCCCUACCCGCCCUUCAACCCCCUCACCCCACCCAGCUCCGCCGUGCCCGCCGUCAGAGUGGCCGAGCCGUCCCCCAGGGCCCCCGAUGACGGCGUGUUUGACAUCAUCACGGAGGAGGAGGUGAACUGCAUCUACGACAACGACUCCCUCUCUGCCUGCACCUCGGGGACUGCACCACAGGGGGCAGAAACGUUGAACAGCAGCACCAGUGCCGGUGACGCCACCACUGAGGAACCAGAAGAGAUUAUCGCCACUGUGCAGGACUCUGAGCUGUGCCUGCUCAAGUCUGGAGAGCUCACAUUGUCGGUGCCCUUUGGUGUGGACGACAUCGCCCAGUUUGGAGACGAGUUUCGGGAGCUGUUUGUCAAGUCCAGCUGCUACAGCAUCAUCCCCAUUGCUGUGGGCAGCGCUGGCCCCACCAUCAGUUGGGUGUUCUCCUCCGAGCCCAAGAGCAUCUCCUUCAGCAUGGUGUACAGAGACAACACCGACAUCCCCCUGGAGCAGGGCAAGGUGAUGAUCCCUUUGACGAGAUGCAACUCUCACAAGGAGACCAUCCAGGGGCAGCUGAAGGUGCGAAACCCUGGCGAGUACACCCUCAUCUUUGACAACUCCUUCUCCAGGUUCAUCUCAAAGAAAGUGCUUUAUCGCCUGUCUGUGGAGAAGCCGGUGGUGUACGACGGCAGCGACUGCCCUUAAACACGCGCACAGAACCCUCGACCUCCAGAUGUGUCCGUGCGCAUGCUUGUGCGUGUACGACGGUCACACAGACAGACAGACGGCAGCAGGUCUGGGAGCUGCUGCCCUCGGGUUUGUGUGGCACCUGCCAAGACAAAGAAUGGUUCCUGAAUGUGUGUUACUGUAGUGAAUUCAGUAGUGGCCAGAGGAUGGAUUUCAGGGUAGAACUCUCCAGAACAGCAGAACGUUCUCCUGUGGAACCUCCCUGUCUAGAACCCAAAGACUAGAGCAGUAACCCAAAGCCACAUGUGCAUACGGUACUUGGGAAAGAUGUAGUCUUGACAGAUGAGAGAAAGUGGAAUUGAGCAUUAUCUCCAAUUGGACAUACAGUAAUGGUCAAUUCCACUCUCUCACAGAUGAUGAUGAUUAUUAUUAUAGGAAGCUCUCCUAUAUUUAUCUCUUUUCGAGAGCCUGUUUCAUAGGAAAUCUGCUAAGUUUGGAAUGAUGUGUUACAUAGUUUGUAUUUUUGGUGAAAUAGUUUGUUUUUAAAGGUCAGGUUGUGUCAAAAGAUAUAUAAAGGAACAGAGGUACACAACAGAAUAGAGAAACUUAUCUAUGGUAUGAUAUUGCACAAAACUGUUUUUCUAAAAACAAGAAGUUGAAUUUUUUUUCUAAUUUCCACUGACAGCUUGAAGCCUUUUGAAGAGAACACAAUUUUUUUGUCUUAUUGUAGGAAUGUUUCAAGAUUGAUUCUUACCAAGUCAGCCUUGACUGUCAAAUAUUUAUAAUGACUUAUGAAAUGCCAACUCUUAUCUUUCAUACUUGAUGGCGAGAGUUUAGAAAACCAAUGUGAAGGACUGUUUCAAGUGAACGCUCGAAUUGCAUAGCAUGUCAAACCUAUGUAAACAAGAUAAGCUAUUCCUUGUGGUGACUGGAAAUAAUGCAUGUAUGCAUUGUGGCUGUCAUCUCUCAAACGGUAUUGUGUAAUACCAUCACUUUUUAAACUGAAAUGAUUCUGUACUGAUCAAUCAUUUUAAUAGGCUAAGUAAGGUUAGAGGAGUGAGUGUAUGUAUCAGUACCCUCAUUCCCCCUUCUCUCAGAUAGGACUGGACUCUGCCAGAUCGUGGCCAGACCUGUGCCAGUUGACCACAUAUCUCCAGUCUGGUGGCUCUCGUGUAGCUAAUGGAGACCGAUGGUUGUGUUUCGUACCCCUUGAAACAUGGCCAUCCUAACUAAAAGAGAGAGUGCUCAAAGGAAUUGCACCCUGUCGCUUACAGAUGGCCAUUGCACAGUUCUUUUUGGAGAUACAUUGUUGGCCAAUAGGAAACACUCCCAGACUUGGCAGUGGUGUUGUUGGCUGGUUCUCCAUAAUCAAAUGCAGGCGGUUUUCCAGACCUCUAAUAUCAUUUCUACAUUGAACACAUUUUUUUGUAUCCAUUGAAAUACAAGAACUUUUUUUUUUCUCUCAGCUGCUGAAAUUCUCAGUGUGGAUUCAUCUCAGUGCAAAUGAUGAAUGUCUUUUAUUAUUACUUUUUUUCUGUAAAAGAGAAAGAGUCCUGCAGCCUUUAGUAAUCAUGCACUUUUUGAAUGUCCAUUUUUCCAAACUGACCGCAGGCAUUGCCAUCAGCUGCACUGAGUUGAUUGCUCCAGAUUGUUGCCUAUGGUGGUUUCAAUGUACACUUCAAAGCAAGAAGAACCCUGUCUGUCAGCCACUGCUCUGGACUGAAGAAGAUUUCAAGUGAACCUUGUGAAUGUGAUUACAUCAGUAGUAUGGUGUGGUACUUUUUUUUCUGUUUUCAUUUUUCAUUUGACUUUUUUUGCUGUGAGAUCUGAAUGUACUGUACUGUACUGUGAUGUACUGUAUGAGUCUUCAAUGAACGGACUGUCCUAAAUGUA
Molecule: messenger RNA, 6081 nt
Organism: Sardina pilchardus (European sardine)
Lineage: Eukaryota; Metazoa; Chordata; Actinopteri; Clupeiformes; Clupeidae
Gene: fyco1b
Product: FYVE and coiled-coil domain autophagy adaptor 1b
Exons: 18
Coding region: 112-4206 (1364 amino acids)
Biological process (GO): positive regulation of autophagosome maturation; plus-end-directed vesicle transport along microtubule
Cellular component (GO): late endosome; autophagosome; lysosome
Molecular function (GO): metal ion binding
Source: RefSeq, a predicted model, not a curated record